This is a messenger RNA of Seminavis robusta, 2793 nucleotides long. NCBI's taxonomy places the organism in Eukaryota, Bacillariophyta, Bacillariophyceae, Naviculales, Naviculaceae. The record is from the annotation of a GenBank genome assembly.
GGUUGGCUCAAGGGUGACUGGGUUCAACAGCUACAGUAAAAAAACUCGAUUUUUCACCGUAGUUCAUUGAGCUGCUAUGACGAGGCAAUGAACACUGGGGGUUGGCUCAAGGGUGACUGGGUGACGGUCAUCGCAGUCAAAACUCUCUGCAGUGAGGCUUUGCUACUCUAAAGCUUCCAAUUCCUGGCGGAAAUUCUCAACCGUGCGCUCUGAGGCUAGUUAAUCAGUGCCGCAGGUAGCCUCGCUUGGAUGAUGUGUAAGAGGGCAUGAAAUCGCAAUGAGGUUGUGUCCCGGCCACCUUUGAGCCGGUAAUGCUCCGCAUCGUCAAGGCUCGUCGGACAGAAGAAGCGCAUUGGAGACGAGCAAAAAUUGACCAUGUCUAUCAAAGAAUUCAAACAAAUGAGUUGACAAAGGACUAGCAAAAUCAAAAUCAUGGUUUACUCAACACCCAUUACAUCAUUGGAAUGAAUUCCAAUACUACAUGUAGCACUCCCCUGUCGCCUCUUCCUGGGGAAAACAGCAGUAUGUGCAUUGAGGGUUCCAAAAAGUUCAAUACCUUCAUGACAACUGGUCCCUACUAAAUCCUUCUUCUUGUCCUUGUCGCAGACAAGAUCCUCAGCUGACUCUCCUUGCUCUGUUUGAUUGCUGCUUGCGAGUUUUUCCACAUGUCCUUUCCUCCAAAUCUUCCACACUCAUUUCCAGACAUUCUCGUUGUUGACAAUGUUGACGUUUUCACCCAACAACGGGUACAAAGAUCUCUGUCUUUCAUCUGUCUUGGGGCGUUUGCGGUCUUGUGCGAGCAAAAUGUCCUCUGACUUUGCUAUCAAUAGCUAGCUAGCUAGGAGAUAUUUCGCGCGCAAACCCAUUCAGCUUCGCGGGCUUCAAAGCAAAAGAUCCAACCGUUUUUUCAGAAAAGGAUCCAAAGGAAAGAGUGACGAAGACAGUGCCAAUGGAGGAGGCUGCUGUAUGCACUGGGUAGUAGACAAUGAUACCACCUUUCAGGCUACUCGUUUGUGUAGUAUGCUUUAAUUUUCUCCAUGGCGACGCCUUGUUGUCUUCAUGGGCACUGAAAUCCUCACAACAGCCAGAGCCAGUGCCUUCCAAGGAAGUAUUCGUUGGUCUGGAUGUCGGUACACAAGGCACCAAGUGUUUGGUCUACUGUCCGCACGAAGGGCGUGUCGUUGCUCGGUCUUCUGUAUCGUAUGGUUUGGAACCAAGUCAUGUACAAGGACGAGCAGAACAAAAACCAUCUGUUUGGGUCUCAGCUGUGGAAGAUUGCUUGCAAAGUGUUGGCCGUCAGAUUGGCGGUUACCAAGUCUCUGGAGUUGGUGUCAGUGGGCAGCAACACGGCAUGGUGGCACUGGAUAGUGCCGGCACGCCACUGCGGCCUGCCAAACUUUGGUGCGAUGUCGAAGCUGCCGAAGAGACGGAACAACUCCAAACGUUGGCACGGAAAGCCGGGUACGACCGUACCUUUUUGACGCCAGGAUUUACCAGCCCGAAGAUUCUUUGGAUGAAACAGCAUGAACCAGAAUUGUUUCAGAGAGCAAAGUGGUUCGUCCUGCCACAUGACUAUAUAGUAAUGGAAUUGGCAUCCCUACAAGAACAACCCGUCACGGAUGCCGGAGAUGCCAGUGGCAACGGCUUCUUGGAUACCACCACUCGGGUCAACAUUGCAUCGCUCGCAGAUCAUAUUGAUCCUACCCUCCAUGACAAACUACCCAGAAUCAUCCAACCCAAUGAGGUUGCAGGGUACUUGAACGACCAUUUCCGUCGACUGUUGGGUAUUUCAGAUGAUAAGCCAAUUCCAGUGUCGGCUGGUUCAGGAGACAACAUGUGUUCUGCUUUGGGCGUUGGAUGCGUACUUCCAGGUAUGGCCGUCAUGAGUUUGGGGACCUCAGGAACUCUGUUUGGCGUCAGUGAUACUCCUGCUCCUUUGAACACACCGCUGGCUCCAUUUUGCAGUGCCUGUGGCCAGCAUUUGCCCCUGGCAUGUACCAUGAGCUGCACGGGAGUGCUGACGCAAGUGCUUCGGGAAUGCUGUCCCAAAGGAUGGACUCACGAAGAUGCAUGUGAAAGAUUAAGUGAAAGCACAUCCAUUGACAUUGGUUGUAAUGGUCUGACAUUUCUGCCCUUUCUAGGAGGAGAGCGGACGCCGAAUUGGCCUCAUGCCACGGGAGCCUUGCUGGGGUUGACGCAACAAACAAUGACGAAUGGAGAUAACAAUCUCUUAGGUCUCUUAUGGUAUCGAGCCUGCAUGGAAGCCAUCACAUUUUGUCUCGCAGAUACGCUUCAGUACUUUCCAUCUGGGAAGAAGCUGGAUAAAGUUUUGUUAGUCGGCGGAGGAGCCAAGAACCCGUUUUGGAGACAAAUGAUAGCGGACGUGCUGCAGUGUCCCCUGGUCUUUCCCGUUGAGACGGAAAGCGCUGCUUUGGGGGCGGCUUUUCAAGCCGGUGCAGCAGCAACAGGGACAUCCGUAAAGGAGUAUGUGUUGCAACAGAAUAUCGAAAUGGAACCCGCUGAAGUAAAGCCCAGCCCAGACAACUUCAAGGCGUAUGAAGUGGCCUUUGAACGAUAUCGCUCCUUGGGCCACAAGCUGUUUGGCAAGGACAGCAAGCAGUGAAACCCUCUGCAGCUAUUUUCCUGAAUUCAUACUGCAGCCCUCGGGGGUCCGAAGACUAAUAGAACCUUUCGUGUCUUGCGAAGAAUCAAACGAGGGCUGGCUAGAGUGAUUGAGAUCUAACUAGCGGCAUUAACGAGCCGUAACUACUAUACUGAACUGAUCCAAAGUCA